AUGAAGCUCAAAGUGAACCUCGUCCCCGCGAAGACGCUCAAGGCGGACAUAUCCGACGUCGCGAACGUCGUCAUCGAGUGUGGGAUGGGCGAGCAAGUCCUGCGAUGGCUCGCGUACGCCGCGGUGAACCGGCUCGCGUACCUCUCCGGCGGCAUCGCGACGUCGUUCGUCCCCAAGGGCGUCCUCACCCAGCAGGGCGCGCUGUGCGACGCGAACGCGGUCGUCAGGGAGGUUUUCAACGACGGCGACACGCUGACGGUGAACUUCGGCGUCGGCCCGGAGGCGUUCACGUCGCGGUGGGAGGGACGGCCGUCCACGCCGCCGUUCGAGUGGGGUCCGGACGAGACCUUGGACGAGAUGAGAGCUCGCGACAGGGACUGGCUCGCGAGAGACCUCGAUCUGAGGACGUUCGGGAUCGACGAGCUCGUGGCGGAAUCCGUGGAGGACGCGGACGCGGACCUCGCGGCGGCGUUGGAGAAACUCAACGAGUACGGCGGCGCGCUGCAGGCGCUGUUUAAGAUUUACGAGUCGUGGGGCGGGGACGAUAAGACGACCACGGAUAAGAUGACGCUCGCGCAGUUCCGCGACCUGUGCAGGGACUCCAAGGUGGUGUCGGACGGGAAAGAGAAGGACAAGAAGGGCGCGUUCAAGGCGGAAGCCGUGGACGAGUGCUUCGAGGCGACGCUCGCGCAGAACUUGAGGAACCACGCGAAGGGCGCGGCGAGCGAGUCGAGCAUCGGGAUCAAGGCGUUCUUCGUCGCGCUGUUGCGCGUCGCCGCGAAGAAGUACGGCGUCGGUAAGGAGAACGGCUUCGCGGAGCUGUCGCUUCGUCUGAACCACUUCGUGAGCGCCAACUUGCUUAAAAACUGCGGGUCGCCGUUUAACGUCACGCACGCCGAUCUCAAAGGGUGCGUCACCGACGAAGCGACGGCGCUCCUCGCGAAGGGGAGACGACUCACGGAGAAGACGCUGUGGUGCUGCCAGCUCGCGAGGACGCCGGGGAUGGACCCGCGUCUGAGCGUGAACGACCUCGAACGCGCGUUGCGGCGGUGGAAAGUCAUAGACUCGGACGCCGCGUCGUCGCCGAGGGGGGAGGACGGGGAAACGCCGCCGAUACCGGAGCACAUCACGAUGUUGGAGUACACGCGAAUAUGCAUCGACGUGAAGCAAGACGUCGGGUUGCUCUCGUCGUUCGAGACGCAGAGCGCGCCGUUUCGGUUCGACGACGACGAGUUUGAGACGUUUUUACUCCGCGCCGCGUUUAUGAUUUUCAAAAAGCGUCGGGAAGCGAUGAAACCGCCGCCGGCGCCGGAGCCCGCGGAAGACGAGGAGGAGAAGAAAGACGAUGACAGCGACGACGACGCGAGCGGGGACGACGGCGACGAGGAGGAGAAAGAGCCGGAGCCGGUGGUGGAGGAGGAGACGUUCGAGGAGUACCUCGGAACGUUCCUCGAUAAAGUCUACCGCGCGAGCGGCGCGCUGCUGGACGACUCGCUCGUCCCGGACGUCGUCGUGUGA
Molecule: messenger RNA, 1518 nt
Organism: Micromonas pusilla CCMP1545
Lineage: Eukaryota; Viridiplantae; Chlorophyta; Mamiellophyceae; Mamiellales; Mamiellaceae
Exons: 3
Coding region: 1-1518 (505 amino acids)
Source: RefSeq, a predicted model, not a curated record